CCAACUCUGCUAUGAUUCUCUUGUCCAUGAGCAAGCCAUUUGCUACUAUUCUCUCAAUGGAGAUUGCAUAGAUUUUCCCAUCAGAGUGCUCAUGAUUAGUUAGAUCUGCCUUCCAUUGUUAAUGACAGCCAACACCUGGUUCCUAAGAUAGGUCUAGCUUACCUCUGUGGCCUUUCCUCUGGGCAUAGUCUCUCACUACUCUGCUUCACCCUUUCUUAGCUCACCUUGGCUUCCAUUCCUCUUGCUGUCCUGCAAUGGCUCCAACUGUGAGGUCAUCAUGUUCUUAUUCCACCAGCUUCUGGCCUGAUUAGCCUUUGACAUGGGCAGUGUGUCGGUGGGAAGUGGGGGGCUGCCAUACGGGCAAAAUGACAGCGCUGAAGCUAAAGUCUCCACCAUGGGCCUUCCUGGUGGGUGAGUGACUGGUGUGUUUGUAUUCCAAAAGCAACUUGCUUUCCCAUCGAGUUUGACUCAGCCCUGUAACUGCCAUUGCCUGACUAGCUCGCUGUGUGUUCUAGACCUUUGCUGCUCUUGCAAGGGCUCCACUAAUGUGGGGUGUCAAACAUCAGGCAGUGGGCCAUUUUCCCAACAUGGCCCACUGUUCUGAUCUUUACUGUAUUUCCUACAUAUUACUCAGGGAACAAGUAGGAAGGCAAAGGGGUGAACUAUCAUGCUGCAAGCUGGAGGCAGAACUGAUUGUCUUGGCCUAAAAUGGAGCCUAGGUAAUUUCUGAUUGGGGAAUUUGCCCUUCCAUUUUAGUGUGACACCCCUGUGUUAAUACUGCUGGCAAAGAUGAAGAUGCUACAGAAAGUUUUUCCCCUCUCCCAGUUUAUAAGGCCACCACCUGACAGAGGCUCUCCAUCUUUAACACCUGCCUGGAAAAAAAAACGGCUUUCCAGUCUUUCUGAUGCAGUUGUUCCCAAGUACUUUGAGCUCAAAGCCAGGCAGCCCCCUCACAAUGGAGGAGUAUAAGGUCUUUUUCUCUUCCUUGAGGCCCACAUGGAAGGCAACCUUGGUGUGCCAGAUCCGACGUAACAAGGGUUGCCACAAUCUUCAAAUAAUGCAGCUGGAUCAGUAUGAAAAUCAUGGCCAGAUCCCUGAGGGUCCCAUCUGUGCUGACCUUCCAGAAGUCUCACAUUUUGAGACAUUUUGCUUAUUUGCACAGUUUCGGUGCUUAAAUCAAAAGUUCUACACCAAGCGGAUCCAUUGUCCCAACGAGCCACUUGUUGAGGAGACCGAUGUCCUCCCUUCCCCUCCAAGCACGAAGCAUUCUGCAGCCCCAACGGAAGUUUCCCUACCAUCCCCUGACAACCGCCUCCGCUCCAGCAUCGAGGCCAUUUUGAAAUACUCCUUUGCUGUCUCGGGCCAGGAUCCCAUGCCAAGGAGCCACUUCCCAGCCUCCCACAAUGACUGGGAAAUCCUCCAAACCCCUGAGCAGCCAGACCACUCAAACGCCGAGCAUACCACAUCCAAUUCUGAAACCUCUGCCUUAGACGCCAAAAAGCUAAAAGCCACAGAGAGGAUCAAAGACCAGUAUCUCCACCAAAGCAUCAACCAUCUUAUUAGCACAGCCUUCUCGCUGGAGCACUUGCUGAACUCAAAGAACACAGAAGCUGCUGGAGACACUGAAUCAGAUCUGAAUGCCCAGGAAGAGAUUUCAGGAACCAAUUUCAAGGGCAGCCUCUUAGACCUUAGCAAGGAUGAAGCUCUGGUGAUCCUCUGCUACGCAGUGCUCCAGGACAUCUGCUUAUCCUCAGCUGUUAGCAAGGCCUGGAAAGAAGUGGAGGCCAACACUCUAGGCUAUGGGGAUUUGAUAUGCGAUAACCUUGGCCGACGCCAUACAGAUCUGUGCCCUGAGUGUGCAUUCUGCUCCCUGAAGAUGGAGCAGUGCCAAGGGGCCUCUGAUCUGAGACGGAUCCACUGUGGGGAUGGCAUAUUCACAAACUAUAUCAACCCUGGGAUUUUGGCCCAGCACCAGGCCAUGGACCUCCUGGACUCCCCAGUCACAGGAGAGUAUUAUGGGACUGAAACAUAUGGGGGCCUGCGUGCAGAGUAUUGGUGUGGUCGCUUGGCAACUCAUGGCUGUGACGAUUUUCGUGUAGCGCUUUGGCUGCAGUCAGAAUAUUCCCUCUUUCAAGGGGGUGAUUUUCCAGACAAGAUCUGUGAUUCGACAGGAGUUCAACAUCCUACUUACUGUGCAUUCAAGAGCAAUCAAUGUCUGACAUACAACCUCAGUAAUAAGAAGGUGUUACGCGCUGGCUGCUUAAGAAAUGAGACAUACCAGGUGCUGAGCAAGGAGGAAGGGGAAGAUGAAGUACUGCUUUGGAGCCAGAAGUUUUUGAGCUUUGGUGAUGGGUGAAUGAAUUAAAGAGCACGAAGGAGUAAUUCUGACGAAGAGGAGUGGGAGUGGGAGGACAGAGGAACAGCAGCCUGGUGUGUGGCUCUCACCUUGAGGAAAUUCUCUAUUGCACAGUCUCUGCUGCUUACCUACUUAGAGCCCUUUCUGCAGAUGGCUUGGUGUUAAUUUAACUGUGAAUAUCCCUGCUGUUAAAUCUUCUUCACAGCCCACAUGCAACAACUGCUAUUUACCCAAUCCUGCAGGCUCCUCUGAAACUCUUCAGUUGGGAAUAUAAUCCAAGAGAGAAAAGCAGUUGAUGAGAAGUCCUAGUUUCCUCUCCAGCGAUCCUCCCUCUCACGCCUGGAAGCAAAUUCAUACAUGAACCUCUGCUAUGUGAUAUGCUUUGUAUUCUUAUUCAUAAAGAGCCUUUUCAUUGCA
This is a messenger RNA of Varanus komodoensis (Komodo dragon), 2773 nucleotides long. It is a transcript of the gene ACRBP, whose product is annotated as acrosin binding protein. The transcript has 9 exons. The record is from RefSeq and is a predicted model, not a curated record. NCBI's taxonomy places the organism in Eukaryota, Metazoa, Chordata, Lepidosauria, Squamata, Varanidae. Bases 905 to 2356 code for a protein of 483 amino acids. Gene Ontology annotation, cellular component: nucleus; acrosomal vesicle.